UAUAAAAGAAAAACAAAAAGGGCUAUAACUCCUCAAAAUGUUAUAAAAAAUGCUGUUGAUGCUGUUUUAUUAGAAGGAAAAUCUAUACGAAAAACAGCCAAAGACUUUAAUAUCCCUGAAAAAAGUUUGUCCCGAUACUGCAAAAAGCAACAACGUCAUAGUCAGCAAAUAUCAGGUUACAUAAAAUCUAGACAGGUCUUUACUGAUUUACAAGAAGGUCUGUUGGAAUAAUAUGUGACUAAAGCUUCUGAUAUUUAUUAUGGACUUUCUCCUAAGGAAGUGAGGAAACUAGCUUAUCAGUAUGGAAAAGCGAAUAGCAUAAAAAUGCCUCAUAAUUGGAGUGCAAAUGAAGCAGCUGGAGAAGACUGGUUCAGUGCUUACCUCAAAAGGCACAAAAAACUGUCAAUAAGAAAACCUGAGGCAACAAGUCAAGCACGUGUUUCCAGUUUUAAUCCAACAAAUGUUCAAAAGUUUUACAACAAUUUACAAACUAUUCUUAAUCGUUUAAAGUUGGAAAAUGGAGAUAUUUGGAAUAUGGAUGAAACUGGUAUUACCACAGUUCAAACUCCAGAUCAUAUUGUAGCAAGAAAGGGUUUUAAACAAAUUGGGCGUGUUACUUCGGCUGAGAGAGGCAAUUUAGUAACUGUGGCAGUUGCUGUUUCUGCCAGUGGAAAUUCAAUUCCUCCAUUUUUCAUAUUUCCUCGUGUGAAAUUUAAAAGCUAUUUUUUAAAUGGUGCUCCUGAUGGAAGUGCAGGCGCUGCAAACCCAUCUGGUUGGAUGACUGAAGUUCAAUUUUUGCAGUUUUCCCAUCAUUUUGUCAAAUAUGCCAGAAGUACAAAAGAACGACCUGUUUUGUUGCUAUUAGACAAUCAUGACUCUCAUCUUUCAGUAGAGGCUUUAGAUUACUUUAAAGAAAAUGGGGUAUCGGUUUGUUCAUUUCCUCCUCAUUGCAGCCAUAAACUUCAACCUCUAGAUCGAAGUGUAUUUGGACCUUUUAAAAAAUACACAAACACAGCUUGCGAUGCGUGGAUGACAAUGCACCCUGGUUCCACAAUGUCUAUUUACAGUUUACCAGGUAUUGUGGGUAACUCAUUUCCAUUAGCAUGUACCCCUAAUAAUAUCAAGGCUGGUUUUGCAAAAACAGGAAUUUACCCACUAAAUGUUAACAUUUUUGGUGAACACGAUUUUAUGCCAGCCUAUACCACAGAUAGACCACCUCCGAAACAAGACUGUGCUGUGGAAAGUACAGUGCUAAAUAUAAGUAAUGUAAUGGAUGUUGACUUUACAAUAUCUGAGAAUGACAUGUUAAAUGCUGGUUGCUCAAAAGAUAUAAAACCACGUCAAGAUAUUUCAUAUUCAAGCAGUAAUGAUGAACACAGUGCAUCUACAGAGUCAACUGUAGUUCUAUCGCCUGAAGAUUUAAGACCAUUCAAAAAAGCUGAACAAAGAAAAAGAGUUAGGGCUAAUAAAAGAAGUAGAACCACAUCAAUUUUAACAGAUUCACCAAAUAUGAAUGUUUUAAAAAUAGAGAAAGAAUCAGCUAAAAAGAAAAAGUUAGCAAUUGAAGAGAGAAAACAAGCAAAAAAGUUAAACGAAGAUAAUAUUAAGAUGAGUAAAAGAUCAAAUAGUAAAGGAAGUUUACACUUAAUGGAGAAAAGUUUGAAUUGUCCAAAUAGCUCUGUUGUAGAGGAGUGUUUUUGUUUGGUUUGUGUUGGAAUGUUUUCUAAAAGUAAAGCAGGGGAAGUUUGGGUUCAAUGCACCCAAUGUCACCUUUGGGCUCACGAGUCAUGUAUAAUCGGAAAAUCUUUGUUUUUCAUUUGCAAUAAUUGCUGCUAGCCGAUUUGAAACUCCAUUAGUUAAAAAUAUUCAUGUAAUAAAACAAUAUAAGUUUUAAUUCUUAUUGUAUAACCAUAAAUUGGGAACACUGUUUUGUUUUGUCACUGUA
Molecule: messenger RNA, 1945 nt
Organism: Hydra vulgaris (swiftwater hydra)
Lineage: Eukaryota; Metazoa; Cnidaria; Hydrozoa; Anthoathecata; Hydridae
Cellular component (GO): nucleus
Molecular function (GO): DNA binding
Source: RefSeq, a predicted model, not a curated record